Molecule: messenger RNA, 2658 nt
Organism: Monomorium pharaonis (pharaoh ant)
Lineage: Eukaryota; Metazoa; Arthropoda; Insecta; Hymenoptera; Formicidae
Gene: RagA-B
Product: ras-related GTP-binding protein A
Exons: 6
Coding region: 771-1691 (306 amino acids)
Biological process (GO): regulation of autophagy; cellular response to amino acid stimulus; cellular response to starvation
Cellular component (GO): Gtr1-Gtr2 GTPase complex; nucleus; lysosome
Molecular function (GO): GTP binding; GTPase activity
Source: RefSeq, a predicted model, not a curated record
AUAAUUUUUGAUUAUAUUUAUUAAAUAUUUACAAUCUGACAAUACAAAAAGCAGAACUUUUUUGUGUUGCUUCUUUUUCAUAUCUCUGAUAUUUUACAAUUGACAAUUAAACAUUCAUCGCGUGAAGUUGCUUCAUUUCGGAUGCACGUAAUACAGCGUUGUAUCUACAUAUAUUCAUAUGUUAUGACUGUUGACUGUUUGGAGAUGCGGUGACAUCAAAAAAACCAGCUGAUUUGACAGCUUUCUUGUAGCUACCUAUCAUGACACACAAAUAUAUCAAAAAAUUCCUAAUAAACAUACACUUAGAAAGUGCAUAAGAAUUAACAAAAAUUAAAUCUGUUUGAGUUGCUUAAAAUAUCAAAAAAAAUUUGCACUUGAAAUAAGAUUACUCUACAUUCGGGCGUUGGCAAAAUGAGAGAGAGAUAGAGAGAGAGAUAAAGCGAAAGCGAAGGUUUUAAGUGUAGAAAGUGCACAAGUUUCAAGCCUAUUGUUGAAACGACCAACACAGUUCUGCGCUGAGAGUACGUUUCUAUGUGGAUUUACUGCGUUCCUUCGAAACGAGACGCGACAUAUAAAUCAUACUAAACACCGUGUGUUUUGAUACAGUUGGUGAUGGUGAUAGGCAGUCGCAUGUUGAGUGUAUACAACGCGCAAUUCUCGUUCUCUAGGGCGGAGAACAGCUGAUAAGACCAAUAACUGCGCGAGGGCAGCCAGCGCGUAUUGCAAAACGUUUCCAGAAGAAUUUAUCAUACUAACGUUGUUCGUUCAAGAUGAAGAAAAAGGUGUUGCUGAUGGGCAAGAGCGGGUCUGGAAAGACUAGUAUGCGCAGCAUUAUUUUUGCCAACUACAUCGCCCGUGAUACUCACCGUCUAGGAGCAACAAUUGACGUAGAACACUCCCAUGUUCGUUUUCUUGGGAAUUUGGUUUUAAACUUAUGGGACUGCGGUGGGCAGGAAGCGUUCAUGGAAAAUUACUUUGCUUCACAGCGUGACAACAUAUUCAGAAAUGUCGAGGUGUUGAUUUAUGUCUUUGAUGUGGAGUCAAGGGAACUAGACAAGGAUAUGCAUUAUUAUCAGAGCUGCUUGGAGGCAAUACUGCAAAACAGUCCAGAGGCAAAGAUAUUUUGCCUGGUUCACAAAAUGGAUCUUGUGCAGGAGGACCAGCGUGAUUACAUAUUCAGGGAAAGGGAGGAAGAUUUGAAAAGACUGAGCUUGCCAUUAGAGUGCACCUGCUUCCGAACUAGCAUAUGGGAUGAAACGUUAUACAGGGCAUGGUCAUCCAUAGUGUAUAUGCUGAUUCCCAAUGUGAAAGAACUUGAGCAGAGCUUGAACCAGUUUGCCAACAUUAUUGACGCGGAUGAAGUUCUUUUGUUUGAAAGAGCAACCUUCCUAGUGAUAAGUCAUUGCCAGCGGCAGUUUCAUAGAGACGUUCAUCGUUUUGAGAAAGUUUCCAAUAUUAUAAAGCAAUUUAAACUGAGUUGCAGCAAGUUAGCGGCACAAUUUCAAAGUAUGGAAGUUAGAAAUACAAAUUUCGCGGCUUUCAUCGAUAUGUUUACCUCAAAUACAUACGUGAUGGUCAUCAUGUCCGAUCCAACUAUACCAUCUGCGGCAACGUUAAUCAACAUACGCAACGCGAGAAAGCAUUUCGAAAAGUUGGAGCGCGCCAGCCAGAGCUCGGCGUUGAGCAGAUAGAAGUCGGCGCGACCCAGGCGCCUCGUCACCCGGGUCCAUCCUGUUAAUAACUGCUGAAUUUCUGGGAUCGUAUCAUGUUAGAGAUAAAGCGCGAUUGCGGGGAUACGAUUUGUUGACGAGAUUGGGAUCACAAAGUAUACUUUAACGUACGGCUUUCGACAUGUGUGAGCGUUUAUGACAAAAUACGUAAUAUAUAAUCGACGUGUCCGAAAGAGGCUGAUGGUUAUCGCUGUAUUUCAGAUAUAUUAGGACUAUCGAAUAUGAAUUCAUUUCAAAUAUUUUGCGCAGAUGCAAUAUGAUCAUAUAUUACAUUUGCGAUUUAUCGAUGUAAAAUAGUUUCCGUGCUCAUGAUUAUCUUGUUUCAUUUCUACCUAUUAUGGACUUUCGGAAUGGAUUCCGAUUAGAAUUAUUCAUUUAUUCACUAGAUUUUUAUUUGCGUUUUGUAGGCAAGUAAUUCCGAUCAGAAUUUAUUUUGAACAAUUCCAUAAUACAUAAUCUGGAAUCAUUUUUAUUUACGAUUCAAGGAAACAUGUCGCAAUAACAUCCAACGAAUGUUAAUUAUAAAUAAAUCAUUGCAACCAUACGUCUUUUUUUCCUAUAUCUGUAUACAUCACAAAUAACAGUGUAAGACUGCACGUCUACUAGAGAGCCACUAUUUUCUUGAGAAUGAUCGACGUUAAUAGAAGUUUCUCAUGAAGAUAGUCGAUACAUGACCGCGCUCUCUUUUAAUAUUAUGUGUUCACUAUAAUUUUAUUACCAAAGGUUUCUCUCGACUACGAAAAAAAAAGUUUUCAAGCGGACGUGCAGCCUACAUUGCACCGGAGUAAAAUGUUAAUUUAGUAAGACAGGAUUGUAUGGUGUAUUUGUAUGUUUAAACCUUUAAAAACGACGCAAGGUUCGCAUACAUGAUGUAACAAAACUAUGUUGUAUUUUUUAAAUGUGCGAAUAAAUUACAACCGCAAGUAGA